Messenger RNA from Diospyros lotus (date-plum), 3237 nucleotides. RefSeq names its product proteinaceous RNase P 1, chloroplastic/mitochondrial-like. Bases 71 to 2734 code for a protein of 887 amino acids. Gene Ontology annotation, molecular function: ribonuclease P activity; protein binding. Gene Ontology annotation, biological process: tRNA 5'-leader removal. The record is from RefSeq and is a predicted model, not a curated record. The transcript is spliced from 7 exons. NCBI's taxonomy places the organism in Eukaryota, Viridiplantae, Streptophyta, Magnoliopsida, Ericales, Ebenaceae.
AUGUGUCUUGCCACACGUUCUUCUUUUAUACUUUCCGACAAGAUAGAAAGCUUAUUCCAAAUGGCCAGAUAUGGCCGCCUUCACCACAACCCCUUCACAGCCGAAGCAACUCUACUCAAUCCCUCUCUGUAAGUUCCUUUCCGCUCUCAAUUCUUUCAAAUUCCACUCUUCAUUUCAUCUCCUCACUUUCCCACCAUCCAAACACUCUCUCCAACCAAGUUUUUCACCACUUGUAGUCAAAGCACAUGUUAGUCAUAUUGUCCCCAAGUCGUCUAGCACUGACCAAGAACUCUCAAAGAUCAAGAAUCAUGCAACCAAUAGGCGAACCGGUUCUGGGUUUUCUCAUUUUAGGACUGACGACGAAAGGGUGGAGAGAAAAUCUGUGAGAAAGAAGGGAAGUUCAGUGGUGAGUGGGAAUCUUAAACGGAUUGCCACAAAAAGGGGAGAAAUGGGUAAUAGGUUUUCUUCUAAGAGGUCUAAAGAUGAAAAUUUAGUGAGAGAAUUGGCAGGAACAAUUGGUGAUAUGGUAGUUAACGAGGGGGAGAAUAAGAAGGCCAAGAAGGGAGGUGAUGAGCAGGUGGGAGUGAAGAUGGAGAAAGGGGCCAACAAAAGCAGGGUUGAUGAGCCCGGGGUAAUGUUGAGGGUUGGGUUGGACAUGUGCUCCAAGAAAGGGGAUGUAAUGGGUGCACUUAAAUUGUAUGAUUCAGCUCAGAGAGAAGGUAUCAAGCUGGGACAGUACCAUUAUGCUGUGCUCUUGUAUCUUUGUUCUUCGGCAGCUACAGGCAUUGUUCGUCCUGCCAAGAGCGGCAAUGGCAGUCGCAGUUUAAGUUAUGCAGAGUCGACCAGUGAGGCUUCCACUGUGAAUUCUGGAGGUUUGGUUGAAAUUGGGGAAACUAGUAAGGGGAACUUUCAUGAUGAUGAAUUGAGUCCCAGACCGAACAAUGUGUUGCUGGUUGGAUCCAGUAACCAUCGAAUAAAUUCAGAUAGAACAGAGUUGAACUCUCGUGAGUUACCAACUGAAGCAGAGGAAAAUAAUUCAGACAGUACUGUCAAUGGAAAGGAGAAGUUGGUGCAGGUCUUCAAUGGAGCCAUGACGCUGAAUCCACAAGUUACUGAUGGGACAAUUCAUUUAAGUAGUGAUUACGAUUCAAAAAAUGCUAAAAAUGGUGACAACAUAGAAAAGUACGAGAUUCGGGUGAGUGAAGAAUUCAAGAAGUUUGCCCUUCAGAGAGGAUUUGAAAUUUAUGAGAAGAUGUGUUUCGAAAAGGUCCCAAUGAAUGAAGCAAGCUUGACAUCUGUAGCUAGGAUGGCUCUGGCAAUGGGCGGCGGUGACAUGGCAUUUGAAAUGGUAAAGCAAAUGAAGGCAUUGGGGAUAAACCCUAGAUUGAGGUCAUAUGGUCCAGCCCUGUCUGUCUAUUGUAAUUCUGGAGAUACUGAGAAAGCAUUUGCUGUUGAAAAACACAUGCUGGAGAAUGGUGUCUAUCCAGAAGAACCUGAACUGGAGGCACUCUUGAGAGUAAGUAUAGAAGCAGGCAGAAGUGACAAGGUUUAUUAUUUAUUACAUAAACUUAGAACAAGUGUUAGGAAGGUGUCGCUCUCUACUGCUGAUUUACUGGAGAAAUGGUUCGAGAGCAAGAUAGCUUCGAAAGUAGGGAAAAGAAAAUGGGAUAAAAAAAUGAUAAGGGAAGCAAUUGAAAAUAGAGGUGGAGGCUGGCAUGGACAAGGUUGGUUAGGUAAAGGGAAAUGGAACUUAUCACGCACUUCUGUUGGCUCUGAUGGCAUGUGCAAAUGCUGUGGUGAAAAAUUGGCAAUAAUUGACCUUGAUCCUAAAGAAACUGAAAAGUUUGCUGAAUCCGUUGCAUCUAUAGCGGCAAAGAGAGAGAAGAAUUCAAGCUUCCAGAAAUUUCAAAAAUGGCUUGACUAUUAUGGACCAUAUGAAGCAGUGGUAGAUGGAGCAAAUGUUGGCCUUUUCACUCAAAGGAAAUUCAGACCCUCUAAGGUAAAUGCUGUUGUCAACGGAAUUCGUCAGCUGCUUCCUUCCAAGAAGUGGCCACUGAUUGUGUUGCAUAACAGGCGAAUCAGUGGCAACAAUAUGGAUAAACCAGUAAAUAAGGCACUGAUUGAGAAGUGGAAAAAUGCCGAUGCGCUCUAUGGGACACCUACUGGAUCGAAUGAUGAUUGGUACUGGUUGUAUGCAGCUAUAAAGUUUAAGUGCUUGAUUGUGACCAAUGAUGAGAUGAGAGAUCAUUUAUUUCAACUCCUUGGGAAUGAUUUCUUCCCCAAAUGGAAAGAAAGGCAUCAAGUGCGUUUCAGUUUUUCUGAGACUGGUCCAGUGUUCCACAUGCCUCCUCCAUGUUCUGUUGUAAUUCAGGAAUCAGAGAAAGGCCAUUGGCAUAUUCCAAUUGUAUCAGAGCAAGACAAUGAAGGGGAAAGAACAUGGUUAUGCGUCACACGUGCUAAUUCACCUGGGGCGACACUUGUUUCCACUACCAUGCGUAAAGACCCCCAGUUUCCACUUCACAAGGAAGGGUGUGCAAGCUCAAACACUCAAACGAAACGUCAGGCAAAGAUAACGCUGAUGAGUCGCAGCAACUCUAGGCAACCGCAUCAGGAAAUUUGCAGGACUCUCAAGAAUAUACUGUCAACGCCCGUAUCCUCAAGUUAUCCAACAAUACUUCCGGACAUUGAGGCCGCAGAGAAGCUUGGUUGCUGUGUUAUUGACUUCGACAUAUAAAAGCCAAAGAUUAAACAUUCAAGAGCUUGAAUGGUGCUUGAUCUUUGUGGGGGUUCAUGCAACUGCAGGAAGUGUCUACAGGCCAAUUACCCAGUUGAAACUUUGCAGGUUGCAACAGGUUUUCAGAUGCAGAACAGGUCCCCCUCUCCCGGUGUUAGGUCUCUCUCAACAUCUAAGGUUUCAAAGGUUUUUUAUUUCAUUUGUAUUCAUUCAAAGUGAAGUAUUAGUGUACCAUCCCUGCGCAUAUUUUGUAUAUGAUUAGCCAUUGAAACAAGUUAAUGGGAGAAAAAGAAGAUUCCUCUUCAGGAAGCAUUCAUGUGAUCAGCAUUUUGGCAGGGAUGGGAACUUUCGUCGCUUUCUAUGUUUCUUAUUCUAUUUGAUCUUUGGUUCGAGUAGGAGCGUUCACUAGAGACGUCGGUUUUGGAUCUUUGAAUCAGAAACUGGAAAUUCGAGAUGUUAUUUGAAUAUUUUCAUUGAUACUAAAGUAGCGGUUGGUAACUUAA